GGCGGGCACCUGCUGGGCUCUGCCUGUGUGCCAGGCUCACUCGCCCAUCACUUAGGCUUCAGUCACUUUGUCAUCAUUUCUCCCGCGCCGUCACCGCCCAAGCCCCAGGCUGGCCACUUCCGAAGCCCCCGACCCCAUGGAGGAGUGGGACGUGCCCCAGAUGAAGAAGGAGGUUGAGAGCCUCAAGUACCAGCUGGCCUUCAAAAGGGAGAUGUCAUCCAAGAGCAUCCCUGAGCUCCUCAAGUGGAUCGAGGAGGGGAUCCCCAAAGACCCCUUCCUGAACCCUGACCUCAUGAAGAACAACCCGUGGGUGGAGAAGGGCAAGUGUGCCAUCCUGUGAGACCCCCGGCGCAUGCCUUGGUGAAGAGGACAACUUGGUAAAGGUGUGACUUUUAUAAAGACUUCCCGGUGCUCCCAGAACGCCUUUCCUUCCCCUCUUCUCCUAAACUCUAAGGGGCCCCAUGAGGCUGCAACCAGGGGAACAACGGGCAGGGCGAACCCCCUGAACCUGUCCCCAAGGCCCCCUGUCCUUGGACUUUCCAGUGAGCUGACAGCAGCUGGGCCUUGGCUCCCUUGUCGCCGACUUUCCGUUCUCAGUGAGCCGAGAGCCCUGCCUAGGCGCCCUCCUGUUGCUUCUUAAGUCCUACGCCAUUCCUGUGUCACUGUCCCCAGCUUUAAUAAUGUCCUCUCAAAAUCCAAAUAAAAAAUAACAGAGAAAGCAA
Molecule: messenger RNA, 722 nt
Organism: Myotis davidii
Lineage: Eukaryota; Metazoa; Chordata; Mammalia; Chiroptera; Vespertilionidae
Gene: GNG13
Product: guanine nucleotide binding protein (G protein), gamma 13
Exons: 3
Coding region: 137-340 (67 amino acids)
Biological process (GO): phospholipase C-activating G protein-coupled receptor signaling pathway; sensory perception of taste
Cellular component (GO): heterotrimeric G-protein complex
Molecular function (GO): G-protein beta-subunit binding
Source: RefSeq, a predicted model, not a curated record